UUUGGAACGUUUCCUCGUCCCACUGCGCAUAUGCCAAUGUGGAGCUAAUCAUGAGGAGGGAUGAACUAUGAGGCUUCUCUUCAUCAAUCAGGCAGAGAUCGUAUUAUUAUUUUUCCGCCUCAACUCCGCCCCUUCCACGCGUCUCCUCAGGAAUCCAAUUUCCUUCUCAACGCGUUUCAUGGCAACCCUCUGGUUGUCGCCUUAAGAAAUGAAAAAGCCUCAGUCUUCUAGCGCACUGAUUAUAGAUCGUCCUUCAACAGGGUGAAAGCUGGACUACAAUACCAGAAGACUGUUAAUUCUGUUUCUACUCUAUUUCCCAGAGUGCUCAGCGGGACAUCUAAGGCCGAAGAAACGGGCGGAAAUCGGAAGACAAGAGAAAGCGUCCGCACAGCCCUCUGAGAAACAGAAUCUCGCGUUGGCGCGGAGGACCCUGGGUGGAGUAGUUCUGAGGGAGCUCGCGAGGCACCGGAAGUGGUUGUGCGGAGGAGCGUGUGAGAGGAGUUCGGUACCUGGCUGCCUGAGGGCUGGGGUCGCGUGUGUUAACCUGGCGGACUGCAGUCCCUAGGUGAGGAGAUGCCGGGUUUGGGGUCCCUGAGGAUCCUGGAUGAUUGCGAGUUCCAUCCUUCUUGAGGAGUGACGAAAUCCUUAGCGGGCGACCUCGGCGAAGGGCUCGUCGCCUUGAGCGGUGGAGGGCUAGGUGAAAUCUUUAGUAAGAGCCUGUGAUCUGUCAGGCUGUUGUUUAAAAAGUGUUUUCCGGCCCUCACCGGCAGCCCCGAGAGGAGCGAUUCUAUUUUAUUUUGGGGUGAGAAAACAGACUUAAGGAGGUGGUGAGCUGCCUGAAGUCGCUGGCAAAGCUGGGUGGAUCCCGGGGGACGAAUGAAAGGAAGUUCUUCCGGAGGUCGAAGUACUGAACUUUUACCCAUUUCUCUGUGCCAGCCGCCGCUCUGUCCUCGCCUUUCUCCCACCAUCUGCGCAGCGGCGGCCACAGAUACCGCACACCCUUGGCGCCAGGAUCAUGUCGGGAAUCAGAAUUUUUCAGCGUUAAUGGGGGUCCAGCACAGACCUGGCACCAGCAGUACUGAGGUGUUUCCUGAACAAAUGAAUGAAUGGAUGAAAAUCUUCCCCUUCCUGGAAUUUGUGACCCUCAAGGACAUAGGCAUGGACUUCACCUUGGAGAACUGGGAGCAGCUGGGGCCGGACCAGGGGGACCUGUUCUGGGACACAGCGCUGGACAACUACCAGAGCCUCUUCCUGCUGAACCCCUGCAGACCCAACCUGACCGUCUGUCCAGAUGAAGGCGAGCUGGAGGCCUUGGUGAGAGGAAGCCCGGAAUCAGCGGUUCCUGACAUGGCUGAGGCCAAGAACUCCCCUCUGCCACAGGACUUCUUGGAAGAAGGGCCCUCCCAGGAGAUUUUGGAGACACUUUCCAAGGAUGGCCAAGGAUUGCCUGUGGGAGAAGCCUGCAUAAGCAAAAGUUGGUUAGAUAGUUUGCUAGAAGAUCCAGAAAGUCUUUUGAGGUCUAACAUUGUUACCAAAAAGGAAAGUCCCACAGAAUACAAGAGUCAUGAACUCAACAGAGGUCUCAGUCCUGAGUCCUUCCUUUUCACAGGAGAUUCUGUGAUGAAUGAUCUUCCUGAAAAGAGCCUGAUACCAGCUAAGUCUCAGGAAUAUGGGAUUACUACUACUACUACUACUACUACUACUAGUGGCUACUACUUAGACCAGAGCCAGAAGGAUAAUGUCCAGGGAAGGGAGAAACCAUAUAAAUGUAGUGAAUGUGGGGAGAGCUUUAGCCAGAGUUACAAUCUUGUCCAGCACUGGAUUAUUCAUAUCAAGGGAAAACCUACUGUGCAAGAGUAUGAGAAAGGUUUCAAGCAGAGUUCUUGCCUUGUGCACCUGAUGGGUCACAAGGGCUACAAAUCCUAUGUGUGUAACAAGCAUGGGAAAAACUUUAGUCAAAAUACACAACUUCUGCAGCAUCAGAAAAUUCAUACUAGAGAAAAACCAUGUGAGAGUCAAAACAGUGACCGUCCAUCAAGUCAUGGCUCACAGCCUGUUGAGUGUCAAAAAACCCCUACAGGUGGUAAAUCCUACGAAUGUAAUGAGUGUGGCAAAAGUUUCAGCCGAAUCUUUCGUCUUACUCAGCAUCAAAAGACCCAUACCCGGAAACACUACGAAUGUGCCAAAUGCAAGGCAACCUUCAAUUUCAAAAAAUACCUCCUUCGACAUCAGAAAAUGCAUGCUGCAAAAACUACCUGUCAGUGUCAGGAAUGUGGGAAGGCUUUCAGGCGGAGAUCACUGCUCACUGAACACCAGUCUGUUCACACUGGAGAAAACCCUUUUAAGUGUGAUGAUUGUGGGAAAUCCUUCAAACAUAUCUCUACCCUAAAGAUCCACCAGAGGGUUCACAGUGGAGAGAAGUCUUACAAAUGCAGUGAAUGUGGGAAAGCCUUCUAUCAGAAGACUUACUUUAAUGAACAUCAGAAACUUCACCAGGGCCACAGGCCCCACAAAUGUCACAAAUGCAUCAAGAGCUUCAGUCGGCUCUCCCACCUGAUCCAACACCAAUCCACUCAUGCCACAGAGAAGCCCUACAGCUGUGCUGAGUGCAAGGAGACCUUCAGUCGUAAUGAACACCUUGUUCGACACCAGAAAAUCCAUACUGUGGAAACUCCCUACCAAUGUCAGGAGUGUGGUGAGCGCUUCACUUGCAGUUCUACCCUAACUUGCCACCAGAGUGUUCACACAAGAUAUAAACAAUGGUUUGAUGAGAAAGGAAAGACCCUCAAUCAGAACCCAAAACACAGUGGGCAUCUAAGGACUAGUGAAAAGUACUUUAAGUGUGAGAAAUGUGAGAAAACAUUUAGCCGCAGCAAAUACCUGACCCAGCAUCAGAGGAUUCACACCAGGGUGAAGCCCUUUGAGUGUAACCAGUGUGGGAAGGCCUUUGGCCAAAGUACACAGCUCGUUCGCCACCAGAUGAUCCACUCUGGAGUGAAGCCAUAUGAAUGUGGGGACUGUGGGAAGGGCUUCAUCCACAGCACUGCCCUCACCAAACAUCAGUCUAUCCACAAGAGCAAGCAGUCCUUUAAAUCUAAUGAAUGUGGACAGACCUUCAGCCAAAGUGCAUGUCUCUCAGAACACAAGUUAAUUCACACUACAGAGAAGCUUUUUAAGUGUAACAAGUGUGACAAAGUCUUUGCCCAUGAUCACUACCUCAUUCAGCAUCAGAGAACUCAUGCUGGAGAGAAGUCCUUUGAAUGUGAAAAAGUGUUCCAUCAGAAGUCAUGUCUUCCUAAGGAUCAGAGAGAUCACACAGGUGAGAAACUCUAUGAAUGUGGUGACUGUGGGAAAACCUUCAGACUGCGUGCUCAACUCAUUCAACACCAGAGAGUUCACACCGGAGAAAAGCCUUAUGUUUGUCAGGAUUGUGGGAAGGCCUUCAGUCAGAAUGUGUGCCUUUCUGUUCAUCAGAGAGUUCACACUGGGGAGAAGCCUUAUGUCUGUGAGGAAUGCGGGAAAGCCUUCAGUCACUACUCAUGCCUUUCUGUUCACCGGAGAGUUCACACUGGAGAAAAGCCUUAUGUCUGUCAGGUUUGUGGGAAAGCCUUCAGCCAGAGCUCGUGCCUUUCUGUUCACCAGAGAGUUCACACUGGGGAGAAGCCCUAUAUGUGUGGUGUAUGUGGAAAAGCCUUUACCCAGAAAGCAAAUCUGACACAGCAUGAGAGAAUUCACACUGGAGAGAAGCCUUAUGCCUGCAAUGUGUGUGCGAAAGCCUUUGGCCUCAGUGCCCAUCUCAGUCAGCACCUGCAAAUUCACACCCAACAGAAACUGUAUCAGUGUCAACAUUGUCAGAAAGCCUUUAGCUACCACUCAAGUCUUACACGACAUCAGCAAGUUCACACUAAAAAAUAACAAGUAGCAAUACUGCAGAUGAUGAUCCCUGGUUGGCAGCAGGGUCCCAGACUGAAGGUCUGAGAAUAUGUUCAUCCAAGCCAUAAUGUUGAAACCAUCACAUUUUAAGUUCUCUCUCCAAAAAAUAAAUAAAUCUCUUUAUUGAUAAAAGGAUUUAUUAGAAAAUUUGCAGACAAGUUUCAUUAAAACAAUGAGAACACAAAA
This is a messenger RNA of Manis pentadactyla (Chinese pangolin), 4119 nucleotides long. RefSeq names its product zinc finger protein 473 (gene ZNF473). NCBI's taxonomy places the organism in Eukaryota, Metazoa, Chordata, Mammalia, Pholidota, Manidae. Gene Ontology annotation, molecular function: DNA-binding transcription repressor activity, RNA polymerase II-specific. The record is from RefSeq and is a predicted model, not a curated record. The transcript has 5 exons. Gene Ontology annotation, biological process: negative regulation of transcription by RNA polymerase II. The coding region runs from base 877 to 3915 and encodes 1012 amino acids.